GUGGGAGCAGGCCUCAAGGAGGUUUCAGGGUCAGUAAGCAGGACACUGGGGCCUGGGAACACGGAACCUCGACCCUAGGAUCCAGGGAAGGAAUCCUACAAUGGUAGGGUGCUUGGGGCUGUCUCUUUCUCUCUUCAUCCAGAGCCUUAUGUAAGAGCUUUUCUCGGGAAACAGGAAGUCCUGUUUGCCAAGUUCAGCACAGGGAGUAGUGGAGGCCUUAUUCCAACACACCCGGCCUGGCCUGAACCCCAGAACGCAGCCAGUUUCUUGCUUCAGAGACCCUGGUUCUCCCCACUGCCCUGUCCUCUCCUUUCUUACCUUUAGUCAUUCCUAGCAAACUUGCCCAGAGAUCUCUCUCGGGCCUGAGCCAGAGGGUCUUCCACCCUCAUCCCUUGACCCUCAAUGCUGCCCAGCUUGUCCCUUCAUCACUGCUUCUGGCACUAUGCCCCAGAGCCAGCCAACCUUCCCUCCCCCACUUCUGGGGCCGCCCCAGGGUUCCUGUGCUUUGGCCGCUCCUCCUGGGUGUCACUGGCAGCCCCGUGCUUCCUAGAGAGACUGGCCCCAAAUUCUCCUGAGGCUGGAGGAGGGUGGGGGUCUCAAGACAACACUGGCCCCACAGCAGGGUGCCAGGAGCACCAACAGUGCCCCUAGCUUGCUUUCCUCCUCCCUCCUUUUUAUUCUCAAGUUCCUUUUUAUUUCUCCCUUGCGUAACGCCCUUCCUCCCUUCUGCACCCCCACCCGCCCUGCCACCUCCUUGCCACCCACUCCUAAAGCCACAGCUGUUGGCAGGGUCCCCAGCUCAUGCCAGCCUCAUCUUCCUUUCUGGCCCCUAAAGGGUCCCCGGGAGACAUGGGGGGCCGGGGCCGAGAGCCGGCACUCUCAGUUGCUCUCUGGUUGAGUUGGGGGGCGGUUUUGGGGGCUGUGGCUUGUGCCAUGGCUCUGCUGAUCCAACAAACAGAGCUGCAAAUCCUAAGAAGAGAGGUGACUCGGCUGCAGAGGACUGGAGGGCCCUCUGAAAAGGGGGAAGGGUAUCCAUGGCUGAGCCUCCAGGAGCAGGAGCAGAGCCCUGAUAGCCUGGAAGCCCUGGAGAAUGGGGAGAGAUCCCGGAGAAGGAGAGCAGUGCUCACCCAUAAACAGAAGAAGAGACACUCGGUUCUGCACCUUGUUCCCAUUAACAUUACCUCCAAGGAGGACUCUGAUGUGACAGAGGUGAUGUGGCAACCAGCUCUUAAGCGUGGGAGAGGUCUGGAGGCCCAAGGAUAUGUUGUCCGAGUCUGGGAUGCUGGAAUUUAUCUGCUGUACAGCCAGGUCCUGUUUCAUGAUGUGACUUUCACCAUGGGUCAGGUGGUAUAUCGGGAGGGCCAGGGAAAGCAGGAGACUCUAUUCCGAUGUAUACGAAGUAUGCCCUCCAACCCAGACUGGGCCUACAAUAGCUGCUACAGUGCAGGUGUCUUCCAUUUACACCAAGGAGAUAUUCUGAGUGUCAUAGUCCCCAGAGCAAGUGCGAAACUUAGCCUCUCUCCACAUGGAACCUUCCUGGGGUUUGUGAAACUGUGACUGUGUUAUAAAAGGUGGUCUGGGCUUGGAAGACCAGAGCAGGUACAUAUGGGAGACAGCCAAAAGCUGACUAGACAAAGGACAGGGAAUGGGAAGGAACAGAGGCCUCUUCUGGGUUUAACUGGAACCCUCAGCUUGAUAAUUCAUGACUCUGUUCCUCCUUUUUCCCUUUCCCCCCCAACCUCUAGACUUUGAUUUCAUGAAUAUUAAGGAGGUAGAAUAUCAUAUCUUGCUUUUAUCUCCCAUCUAGCCCCAAAUUCUUGGGGAAGUGGAGGGGUAAAGAGAAAAUGCCAGGCAUUGUCUAGACCUGCUUUUGGUCCCACUGGAAUGCUUCCAGAACAGCACCACCAUCUAGCGGC
Miniopterus natalensis is the source of this 1916-nucleotide messenger RNA. NCBI's taxonomy places the organism in Eukaryota, Metazoa, Chordata, Mammalia, Chiroptera, Miniopteridae. The record is from RefSeq and is a predicted model, not a curated record.